CUUUUACAUCAAAUUCCUUUGAUCAAAGCUUACUACCUUACGUUGGUGAUUUGCGGUGUGCUACUGAGAUAAGGUCCUGAAAGAUUGAAGGAAGAAAAGCAUGGGUGGGCAAUCUCUGCAUGUGCUUAAUGCACUGGAUGUUGCUAAGACACAAUGGUAUCAUUUCACUGCAAUUGUGAUUGCUGGAAUGGGUUUCUUCACUGAUUCUUAUGACCUGUUCUGCAUAUCCCUUGUCACCAAAUUACUUGGCCGCAUAUACUAUACUGAAGGCCAUGAUAAGCCGGGUUCUCUGCCAGCAAAUGUUUCAGCUGCCAUCAAUGGUGUCGCAUUCUGUGGAUCCCUUGCAGGCCAACUUUUCUUUGGGUGGCUUGGUGACAAAAUGGGAAGGAAGCGUGUCUACGGGAUGACCCUUAUGCUCAUGGUCGUAAGUUCAAUUGCUUCUGGUCUUUCCUUUGGCAAAGACCAAAAAGCUGUCAUGGCUACCCUUUGCUUCUUCCGCUUCUGGCUUGGAUUUGGCAUUGGUGGAGACUACCCUCUUUCCGCCACCAUCAUGGCUGAGUAUGCCAACAAGAAGACUCGUGGAGCGUUCAUAGCUGCUGUUUUUGCCAUGCAAGGUUUUGGAAUUUUGGCUGGUGGCCUGGUUGCAAUAGCAGUGUCAGCUGCUUUCGGUGCUCUCUACCCUGCUCCAACAUUCCAGGUCAACCCACUUCUGUCCACAGUGCCACAAGCUGAUUACGUUUGGAGGAUAAUCUUGAUGUUUGGUGCAAUCCCUGCUGUGAUCACAUACUAUUGGCGCAUGAAAAUGCCGGAGACUGCGAGAUACACUGCCUUGGUUGCCAAGAAUACGAGGCAAGCUGCUGCAGAUAUGUCAAAGGUGUUGCAAGUUGAGAUAGAAGCUGAACCAGAGAAAGUUGAGAUAGAAACCGAACAAGAGAAAGUUGAGGAAUUGAACGGAAGAAGAGGAAGGGGGAAUGAGUUUGGCCUGUUCACUAAAGAGUUCCUACUACGCCAUGGACUUCACCUUGUUGGAACAGCCAGUACUUGGUUCCUGUUGGACAUUGCCUAUUACAGUCAGAAUCUUUUUCAGAAAGACGUUUUCAGUGCUAUUGGUUGGAUUCCUGCAGCAAAAACCAUGAAUGCCAUUCAAGAGGUUUCCAAAAUUGCUAGAGCACAGACCCUCAUAGCCCUUUGCAGUACUGUCCCUGGUUACUGGUUCACAGUGGCACUCAUUGAUAAGAUGGGCAGGUUUACAAUUCAGUUGAUGGGGUUUUUCUUUAUGACUGUCUUCAUGCUUGCCUUAGCCAUUCCAUACCACCACUGGACCGUGAGCGGCAACCAAAUUGGGUUUGUUGUCCUAUAUUCAUUGACCUUCUUCUUUGCCAAUUUUGGUCCAAAUGCCACAACAUUCGUGGUGCCAGCAGAGAUUUUCCCUGCAAGACUAAGGUCAACAUGUCAUGGCAUAUCGGCUGCAGCUGGGAAAGCUGGGGCAAUGGUAGGGGCUUUUGGCUUCCUCUAUGCUCAAAACGGCAUUGGACUAAGAAAUACACUUCUUAUUUUGUCUGGCAUUAACCUCUUGGGGUUUAUCUUUACGUUUCUGAUUCCUGAAUCUAAAGGAAAAUCGCUGGAGGAGAUGUCUGGUGAAGCUGAACAAAACAAUACUCCUACAAGAGAAUCAGCAAUGGAAGCCGGUCUUGAAGUUAGAACAUCUGUCUAACUUCAUUUUUAGUUUCUUUUCAUAUGUCUAUUCGUAGGCUCCUAGUAUAUAGUGUGCACUUACUGGUCAAUACCAUUUAGUCAUUAGACUUGAUUUCUGUUUCUUUCAGCUUAGAAAGUCCUUGGAAUUACGUGUAUUAUGU
Molecule: messenger RNA, 1856 nt
Organism: Vigna angularis (adzuki bean)
Lineage: Eukaryota; Viridiplantae; Streptophyta; Magnoliopsida; Fabales; Fabaceae
Product: low affinity inorganic phosphate transporter 1
Exons: 2
Coding region: 101-1714 (537 amino acids)
Biological process (GO): transmembrane transport; phosphate ion transport
Cellular component (GO): membrane
Molecular function (GO): phosphate transmembrane transporter activity
Source: RefSeq, a predicted model, not a curated record